UUAAACAUGAAAAAAUUUGCAUGAAAAAAUUUCCAGGAAUUCUCUGACAAGUGUAUUAAUAGAUAUUAAAUUAUUUUUGCAGCCUCUUGUUGUGAGCACAACUGAUUCAGUGAUAUGUGUGAGAAAUUUCACUACAAAUGUGGUGAGGUUGAAACGAUUUCAUGUACAAGAACACCACAAGUAUGACAUUCUUGCUUCAAGACUUUGCAAGUUAUUGUUAGAUUCCCCAAGUCAGGAAAUGCUACUGUCAGAUGUACAGCAACACUUUAGUGAGUUAAGGGUGAAUGUCAAGAGUGUGAGAAGGGUAAGACAGUUUCUGCAACAGGCAGGAUAUGUAGUGGAAGAGAAAAUCCCAGGAUCUUGUGAUACAACAGAAAGCAGCAACUGGAGCCCUCCAAAGAAAAGGAAAAGGCAGGCAGAAUCUGCUGGAGGAAAUCCUAUUUGCACAGUAAAAAUACGACUGCUCAAGCCAUUUGUUCUCAAAACUGACUGUAUUCAGCAGCCUGACGAUGCCAAUGAGGAUGAGGAGGAUAAUAGUGAUGCUGAUGAUGAUUAUGAAGGUGAUGACAAUAGAGAUGAUGGAGAGGACGCAAUGUGGAGUGAAGGUCAUCAUCAGGGUAAGAAGAAGAAAAAGACCUGCCACUUCAAUGGCCACCUCUACAGACGAAUUGGUGAAUGUCAUCACAAAUAUCUUCAUGGCUAAAUUGGAAUCAGAUGUUGUCCGACCCUUUAACCUACCGUUCUAUGAUCGGUAUGUUGAUGAUUGUUUCUCCAAAAGAAGAAAGGUAGCCCGAUGUUCUGCUUGAACAUCUUAACGAUUUCCAUCCUAACAUUGUUUGCUCUGUGGAAGAAAAUCCUGACCAUUUCCUUGACACUUCUUUCAGUUAUGAAAACAAUUUGACUGCAAAGUCUACAAGAAAUCGGGAAAAUUAGCUACACAUUGGAAGUUGGAAAUUCCCACAAAAUGGAAAAGAAAUUGUAUCAUUGCCGCCUUCCACAGAGCCAAAAGUAUCUCUUCUGAUUUUAACAAUGCAAUCAAAACAAUUGAAAAAUCUCUUUUAAAUGCUGGAUAUACUAAGUGCUUUAUUUCCCAAAGAGUGAACAGGUCCCUAAAUGAUUCGCCUGUAGACGAUGUUUUAAUUUCCAGUUUCCUCUUUGAAGAACACAACAAAGUUUUCAUUAAGCUCCCUUACUGUAAUAACAAUGAAAAACCUUAGUAAAGCUUUCAUUUCCAAACUAAACAAUUUCACAAAUUCCAAGUUCAUUUUUAUUAUCCUGUGGCAAACAAGACAGAUCAAAAGCCUUUUCCACCUUAAAGACAAAAACACUCACUGAUCACACGCAGUCUAUGCAUUCUCUUAGCUGGCACAUACUUUGCACGGCUCAAUCCACUGGAAAGCAUGGAAUCCUAGAAGGCCUAAUGAUCCAACAAUGGAAACCAUCUUUAAACAGACAGGUUCAUUGCUACAUUGCAAAAUUGUUCCCAGUGGAAGGUGUGUAACUGAUAUAUUAAAUACACAAUUAGGGGACGGUCUUUACUUGCCCUAAUGAUGACCUGGUGUCAAAAACAUUUGGGGUUUUUAAUUUUUUAAACCUCUUUUAGCCUUGUAAAUAUAAAUUAUUUUUAAAACCAAAGCGAAUAUAUUGGACAAAAGUUUAAACUUAGAUUAACUUUUAAUCCUGGGUUAACGUUAAGGUAUCAUGGUAGGUAAAUUUUUACGAAAAAUGUG
Messenger RNA from Orbicella faveolata, 1730 nucleotides. RefSeq names its product general transcription factor 3C polypeptide 1-like. Gene Ontology annotation, molecular function: DNA binding. Gene Ontology annotation, cellular component: transcription factor TFIIIC complex. NCBI's taxonomy places the organism in Eukaryota, Metazoa, Cnidaria, Anthozoa, Scleractinia, Merulinidae. Gene Ontology annotation, biological process: 5S class rRNA transcription by RNA polymerase III; transcription initiation at RNA polymerase III promoter. The record is from RefSeq and is a predicted model, not a curated record.